This is a messenger RNA of Vitrella brassicaformis, 5762 nucleotides long. Lineage: Eukaryota; Vitrellaceae. The record is from the annotation of a GenBank genome assembly.
GUGCAACAUGCGAUUCAUCUCAUUCGCACACACAUGUGCACAACACGCAAACAGUCCACUGUCCGUUCGUCUGGGCCUGUUCGUUCAAAGCACCCAGUCUUGCCCUCGCAGGAAGGGGUCCACGUCAGCAUCCAUGUCGUCAGCCCCACCGUCUGCUCCAAUACCACCACCACUACCACCAGCAGCAGCGUCCCCCCCGAGUUCUUCACCAAACGCCUCCUCACCCUCCAUGGCGGGAUGCGCCUCCUCAGGGGCGCCUGGCAUCUCGGCUUGCUGGUCCGUGCCACCCUCCUGAUCAAUUUGCAUGUCUCCGUGUUCACGCUCCUGUGGCGAUGGGUCCACGUCCAUGUCAGGGGAGUCGCUGUCGUGUUGGGGUGCAGGGUUGGCUGCUGGCGGGGGUUGGGGCGCGGGGGAUGGAUGGAUGUUGUUGUGUGGUUGUUGGUCGUUGUCUUGGUCGAGGGGGAUGGUGGCCUGGGAGGCGCUGUCGGCGUCAUUGUUGUCGUUGUCGGGUGCUGGGAGGGUUAGGGGGUCGAAGGCCUCCAUGCUGCCCCAACUGACACAGACAAAUCGAUGAAGGAAGGAAACGAGUGAGCGCUUGUCUGUCUGUCUGUCUGUCUGUGUGUCUGUCUGUCUGUCUGUCUGUGUGUGAGUAGGGUGGAUGUGAUGUGCACCUGAUGCCCUUUUUUGCGGUGAGCAUGAGUGGCACGGCAAGGUCCAGCUGAUCGGCAGGCGUCUCACACAUCGACUGCACACACAAAUCCAUACCACACCAUUCAGCCGUCUUGGUCUCUACUGUGCGGUGGCACACCUCUCUCAGCAGUCGACACAGCUGUUUGACAUCAUCGUUGCCACACUCGAACACUAACUCGUCUGCACAAAGAUACAGAGAGACAUACAAGGAGGAAACACCUGUACACACACGUGCGCUCCGCUUCCCCUGCCCGUCCACCAUGCAGACCGUGUAUGGUGAGCAGCAGUGAUGGGUGUGGGUGGUUCUUCCACGUUCGCUUGGCCAGGUUCUCACGCACAGCCAGCAUUGCGAUCUUGAGCAAAUCAGCAGCCGAUCCUUGAAUGACGGCAUUGACGGCCUUCGUGUGGACGUCCCGCCCACCCGCACCACCCCCAACACGACGACGACGACCUACUCCACACACACACUCACAAUGAUGCACGGUGGAUGGAUGGAUGGAGGGAGGGAGGAGGGAACGAUGCGUCCACACCGGUGAUGGUGGUGACGAAUCCGCGUAUCUGUGCGUUGUGCUGCGUUCUGUCCAUGAACGUCUUGGCCUGACAUUUGUCAUGAACACAGGCCGCUCGUCGUUCGGUCCGCAUCCCACGUACCUCCGGGAACUGUCGUAGGAACUGCUGCUUGAGCGUUUGGGCCUCAGCCACCGUGGCGUCAAUCUGCUUGGCCAGCGCCUCGUUGCCCGUCCCGUAGAUGAGCGACAGAUAGGCCCUCUUGAACUGAACAAACCAAUAAAACACACGACGAGUGCACCAAUGUACAUGUGUCUUGUGCAUUCCCAUUGGAAUACAUCCACCUUGUUGCGCUGCUCCUUUGACACGGCACUCGACGCACGGCCUGCGCGAAUGCAGGGAGGGAGGGAGGAACACAUGUGUGUGGAAUUUUAUGCGGCCGGCGUGUCUUGUGGCGAUACUCACGGUAGUGUCUGGCGGCCAUUUCUGUGUAGAUGUCCACGUCAUUGGGGCCGCGCCAACCGCUGUCACUCUGGCUGAAGGGAAAGAAGUACAUGACAUGCAUGCGUCAGACAUUCGCGUCUUUGUGUGCCUCUUGUUCCGCUGACUUGAGUAUCUGCUGCAGUCCCCCAUCGCCGCAGAAAUGAGCAAAGAUGCGCAUCUCCUGCACUCACACACGACAAUCGAUGGCGGCAGCCGUCUUUGUGUCGCAGGGUCGUGUAAGUGUACGAUCUGCGCGUAGUCGACGGACACGAGCACGUGUGUGUCGGGUUGGGCUGUCUUAAAUCCAUCACGCGCCCGAACCUCACCAAUACCCUCAAGCACCUGUUAGCAGACGUGCAUGGAAGGAGCCGUGGGCAAAGAGGCGAGGAGACAGAGACAGGCUCUGCCUGCCCUGCCUGCCCUGCCUGUGGUUUGGGUAUGUUCUGCAUGUUGAGUGUGGCGCACGAUAAGCGACCUGCAUUGCGUACACACACAACGAGAUUAUACCAUGAAGCGAAAGCGAGCCCUGUUCCUCCUUUCUCUGUGUCUGCAUUGCGUACCGGUGCCGGUCUGCAUUUGGUUCCAUUUGCUGAAGCAGCGAGGUUUGCUGGACUCGUGCCACCGCCGACCACUGCCCAUCUCGGCCCCCUCGUCCAGAUCAAGCUGCACACGUGGCGACACGGCAAACGACAUGCGCGGUUUAUGUGAGUGGAUUGCAUGUGUUUGUUUGUGCUCACGGUGUAUUGGGGGAUGGACUUGAUCUCCUUGCUCAUGAAUCCGGACAGUGAACGGUGAUGCUGCAGACCAUACAUAACGAUACGUUGCGGUGUGUGUGCGUGUCAAUGUGCGUGUGUAUGUGUGUUUCUUACGAGUAUCAUCUGCACAACCGCCCGCACAUUCGGGUCGCGGCUCUCCCGCAGAAUGCGACUCAACGCCUCCUGAUCUGCACAAUGAUACAGAGACAGACAGAGAGAGAGAGGGAGAGACAACAUGAAUGUUGUGAAGGCACCUGCCUCUCUCUCUCGGUCUGCGCGUCUUCUCAUUCAUGUCUCAGGCAAGGCCGUCUACCGGUAGAUCUCUGGUCAGUUUUCUUCUUUCGUUCGACGGAGAGGUUGUCGGGGUAGGAGACCUUCAUGUCGUCGUACAGCACCUCCGCAACCUGCACACACAUCCACCAAGACCAACCCAUGGAUGAACCUGCCGGGUGAUGUGCCUCGAUGAGUGAGAGUGACCUGCUGAGGUGAUGCGAGGUUGAAUGUCUUGCCGGCGGCCUGUCUGGCCUUUUCCCUGAUGUCGUCGAUAGCCGACUCCACCGAGUCGUGCAAAGAGGUAAAGAACUCGCUCUCGCAACAGAUGCCUGAUCAACCAUGGACCGGAGAAUGGGUGCGGUGCAUCUGUAUGUGUGUAUGGCGUGUGAUACCCCACCGGUGACGUCCAGUUCGGCGAGAAGGACGGCCGUGGGGGUCUCCUGCUGGAUGAAGGCGCUGCACAAGUAGACAAGGAGACGUCUCACAAAUGUGUCGGUGUGGUUUCCCGCUGUGUGGGAUUGAGCGGCUCUCACUGACUGACUCGAGGAACAUCUGCUGGUCGUCCUGCGUGCAGAAGCGCCGCUCGAUGUCCCGCUGGAACAUGCGAGUCCACUCAGCGCGGAUAGCGACUGACAGACACUCUGACAACACCGCAUCCUGACACACAUCGAUGUCCAGACAUCACACACAAGGACAGGCAGACACAGACAUACAUACGUCUCUUCAUACCAUGGCUGCAUAAGCCCAUUCCUUCAUGUCCAAGUGAGGCUGGGCCGCCGCCUGCUGCAUGAGUGCGCUGAGCCCUCUGCCGCCACCUCGCCCUCGCCCCUGCUGCUGCUGGUUGAGUGAGAAGGGCAGCACAGGAGCCCCUCCCUGGCCCCUUCCUCGCCCUCUGCCACGACCAGCCCCCGCCGUGUCGAUUGGCGACGACCUCGACCCGCCCAGAUGCACGGCCAGGUCCUGAUGGACAUGUGUGUAUGGAGACCAAGGACACAGUGAUGUUUGUUGGCGUGGCGGACCUCUGCGUUGCUGAGUUGGGUCUGCAGCGACUGCUCACAAUCCUGAAAUGGCGGAGCAACAAACAGAUAAACUUUCCGCCCUGUGUGUUUCUUGCUCCGCUCGCCUGUGUGUUGAGGAAUGUCUGUCUGAGUGUGUCGAUGCCCUGCCAUGUUUUCCCGUCGUCGGGGUCGAGCAUGAAGGCCAUGAUGGUGGGGUCCAGCUUGUUGAUGGAGCCGAAAUCCAAACCUGAGCCUACAAGCCACACACUCAUCCAUCCAGACAUACAUGUCAUGUGAUGUAUCUCUUUGUCUGUCUGUGAUGACAGUGUGUCGACCAACCGAAGGUGGGUAGUUUCUGGUAGAGACUGCGAUAGGCCUGGAUGAGAGAUGCGGAAGGUGACAGUGGCUACGGAUGACAGAGCUGCCCUCGAUUACCAAACCUACCUCCUGCAGCCCGCAAACCACCAAAGUGCUCAUGCUCCCGUCAUCAGACGAGCGAGGCGCCUGGACAAACAGAGCAGCCAUACACUCCUUGCCCAUCCUUCCCGUCUGUAUGUUUCACCAGUCGUCCUCCGAAGAAGUCGCUGAGCAGCCCCCACACGUCAUCGGUGAGUCUGCGCGUCAGGUUCUGCCACUGCCGGCCAUUCGACGACCAACGACCCAUGCACUCCGCCUGAUAAUGACACGGACACGGGAUUUUGCCCAAUGUAUGAAUGCACUGCGGUGGCUGUGUGUCCUUAUUACUGCCUGUGCCAUGCAUGGCAUGAGGAUGAAGAACCGCCCCUGCCCAUCCCUGUCGACGGGCGAGUUGAGGGGCGAGAGGGGCAGAGAAGAACGCAGCGUGGUGCCGUCGCCAGUGACGGAGAGCAACACAGCCACAGGGAGGGGGAACCCGUCAGCGAUGGUCUUGCUGUCCUUCUGUUCACAGAGAAGGAGAAGAUAGAUGCAAGGAGUGUCUCCCCUCCUUGGCCCCAUGUUCCCUUGGUUGAAGCUUACGCGGAUCUCCAGAUUGGGUCUGACUGAUGUGGUCCCAUCCUCGUACAGCAUCACCACACUCAUGGUUGCGAUGGCCACGGACGGCGGCUCCCCGUCCGUCUCACCGAACACAGCCCUCUGCAUCUCCUUGAGGGCGUCAGGGCUCGACACACAACACCAAUCAGCCAAAGCUGACACAACUGACACACAUACACAGAUACACAGGCAGACAGAAGGGAUAUCAAGACGAACCAUCCAUCAAUCCUUAGAGAGCUCACCGUCCACGAGUUUCUCAAAGGCUACAGUCCACUCAAACUGAUCCCUAACCCGUCCCCUCUUGGCCCUCGAACCCCCAUCCCCUCCGCCUCCCCCUCCACCCGCACGUUUGGCACCACCCUUGGCCUUCGCUUUCGGCACCACCGCAGCAGUCCCGCCGAACAGCGUCCGUUGGAUCAGCUGGCCCCCCGGAGCCUUUGCUGCAGGAGCCUUCGCAGCUGGAACCUUCGCUGCUGCUGCUGCUGCUGCCUUCGGAGCUGGCCUCUGCUGUCCGCCGGCGGCAGCGAAUGGUGGCCGCUGGUGAGGGGCAUUGGCAAGUGGUCUGGAGAUGGGGGGGCGGGGAGGAGGGCGUGCAUUGGGAUUGCGAGGAGGGGGGCGGGGAGGGAGAGGGCGGUUGCCAACGGGAGGGGGCGACGGCGAUGGUCCACGAAGUGCCCUCUGUGCCGGAGCAGCGAAUGGAGCCACUGCCGCUGGGCGGGCAGGCUGAGCGUGGCUGCUGGGCUGGAACGGGGCGGGAGGGCGGACACGUGCCUGCUGUUGCUGUAGCUGCUGCUGUUGGUUUCGCUGGUACGCUGCGAAGUUGCUCUGCCCGAGGAUGGCGUCCCAUCGGAGAAUUCUGACACACACACACACAUACGGGCAUGUGCAAGAGUGAGUGCUCCCCUCCCAUCCCCUCUGACCUGUUGGUGCGCUCACUCUCCCAGAACUCCAUCGGAUCUGGUGGUUGUAGCCCUUUGAACAUCCAGCGGGUCGUGACAUACCCCCCGCCGCCGCCGCCAGCAGCCUCGAACUCAUUCAACUCCAU